AGCAUCAACUAUGGGGUUUAUUAGAAUUUUAUUAUAUUUCACUCAACCAUAUUCGGACUAUGUAAUAUCAUUCCUUUACCGAAUCUUCUGGGGAAAAACAAAACCCGUACCACCAAUUGAAAAUAAAUUGCUUUUAUUGUCUGCAACAGAAUUGGCUGAGAAAAUUCGCUCUAAACAGGUCAAAUGUGAGGAUGUCAUGCGUGCAUACGUAGAUAGAUGCCGUAAAGUGAAGCCUUACAUUAACGCCGUUACUGAUGCUCAGUAUGAAGAUGCUUUAGAAGAGUCAAGAUUGGUUGAUCGCUUUUUAGCUAGAGGAGAUAAAACGCCAGAAGAAAUUGAAAAAGACACGCCACUUUUAGGUGUUCCUUUUUCUUGCAAGGAAGCCAUAGGAGUCAAAGGUUUGGCGCAGACAUCUGGAAUUUAUGCAGCUAAAGGAAGAGUUGCCGACAAAGAUUCUGAUGCAACUGCCAAUUACAGAGCUGCUGGAGCUAUACCUGUUACAGUAACAAAUGUGCCUGAGAUGUGCAUGUGGUGGGACACUUCAAAUCUGAUUUUCGGAAUAACUAAAAAUCCAUUUGACAACUCAAGAGCAGUUGGAGGCAGCACGGGAGGAGAAGCAGCCCUCUUAACUACAGCAGGAUCAGUUAUAGGUAUAGGCAACGAUCUGGGUGGAAGUAUACGCAUCCCAUCAUCAUUUACUGGAAUCUAUGGGCAUAAACCUUCUACUGGGAUCGUCUCUAAUAAAGGGGAUUUUCCUUACAUUGAAGGCGAAAAUGAAAAACUUGAUGAAUUCACUAGCACAGGCCCAAUGUGUCGAUAUGCAAAGGACUUACCUCUUCUUUUAAAAAUACUCUCGAAUGAUGAUAAACGGUUACAGCUGAAUAAAGAGGUGGAUUUUUCGAAAGUAAAAGUAUACUACAUAGAAGAGUUUCCAGGACUAGCUUUUUCUCCUACACCGUCAAUCAAGGAAGCAGUAAGAAGAGCUGCUGAUUUCUUCGAGGAAAGAUUUGGCACCAAAGUCAUUCCACUGACACUCAACGAGCUCCAAAAUUCUUUCCAAUUGUGGCAGAGUAAAGUUCUCGAAAAGAAUUUAGAGCCUUUCAAGUUAAUCUUUGCAAAUGAAANCUUACAUCUAGCAUAUUUUUCCAAUCACUCGUCGUUCCACUAA
Messenger RNA from Parasteatoda tepidariorum (common house spider), 1168 nucleotides. NCBI's taxonomy places the organism in Eukaryota, Metazoa, Arthropoda, Arachnida, Araneae, Theridiidae. The record is from RefSeq and is a predicted model, not a curated record.